AUGUCAGCCUCCGCAAUUUUCGGUUGCCGCCUUGUCGCCGCUCCCCCGGCCCGCUCAUUCCCCGGCGCCAAAACGGCGUCGCCGUCGCGCGUGGAGUACGGAGGCCUGGUGAUAGAGAAUUCAUCGCGGCCGCAGAAGAAAGCCACGGCGCAUCACAGGAAGUCAAGGCCGAAGAAGACUCAGCCCUGGGAUGUCAAGCGUGGUCCGGCUGUGUACCCUCCGCUGCCGGAAAUGCCGCCGGAGUGGACUCUCGUCUCCGAAGAUAUCGCUGCUGCUGAUACAACUGUGGAGGCCGAAGCUGAAGCUGUUGCAGCCUGA
Messenger RNA from Daucus carota subsp. sativus, 318 nucleotides. Its product is annotated as large ribosomal subunit protein cL38. The record is from RefSeq and is a predicted model, not a curated record. Lineage: Eukaryota; Viridiplantae; Streptophyta; Magnoliopsida; Apiales; Apiaceae. Gene Ontology annotation, biological process: translation. The transcript has a single exon. Gene Ontology annotation, cellular component: chloroplast; ribosome. Gene Ontology annotation, molecular function: structural constituent of ribosome; rRNA binding. The coding region runs from base 1 to 318 and encodes 105 amino acids.